Messenger RNA from Oppia nitens, 1544 nucleotides. It is a transcript of the gene pont, whose product is annotated as ruvB-like 1. NCBI's taxonomy places the organism in Eukaryota, Metazoa, Arthropoda, Arachnida, Sarcoptiformes, Oppiidae. Bases 138 to 1511 code for a protein of 457 amino acids. Gene Ontology annotation, molecular function: ATP hydrolysis activity; DNA helicase activity; ATP binding. Gene Ontology annotation, biological process: regulation of transcription by RNA polymerase II; box C/D snoRNP assembly; chromatin remodeling. The record is from RefSeq and is a predicted model, not a curated record. The transcript is spliced from 3 exons. Gene Ontology annotation, cellular component: Ino80 complex; Swr1 complex; R2TP complex.
AAGCACACAAUAAAGUGUGCGACACUUUAGUUAUAAAAAUAUAAAACAUUUUUGUGUUUAAUAUAAAAAACUUGUCUUCAGAUCUGCUAAUUAUAGUGACCGCCGAAGUUUGUGACCACAAGUAAUACGACAACAAUAUGAUGAACAUCGAAGAAGUCAAGACUGUGUCCAAAAGUCAACGGAUAUCAGCGCACAGUCACGUCAAAGGACUCGGUCUCGACGAUAGCGGUUUGGCCACUGACUUGUCGUGCGGUUUAGUCGGACAGAAGAUGGCCAGAGAGGCUGCCGGUAUUGUUGUCGAGUUAAUCAAAAUGAAGCGAAUGGCCGGUCGAGCGGCACUUUUUGCUGGCCCGCCCGGUACUGGUAAGACGGCCAUAGCGUUAGCCAUAUCACAUGAGUUAGGAUCUAAAGUACCCUUCUGUCCGAUGGUUGCCUCCGAAGUGUACUCUACCGAAGUCAAGAAGACUGAGGUACUGAUGGAAAACUUUCGGCGCGCUAUUGGUCUCCGAAUUAAAGAAGUAAAAGAAGUAUAUGAAGGAGAGGUCACUGAAAUGACGCCCACAGAGACUGAGAAUCCGUUGGGCGGUUACGGCAAGACUAUUAGCCAUAUUAUUAUCGGUUUGAAGACAGCGAAAGGCACUAAACAACUAAAACUUGAUCCCAGUAUUUAUGAGAGUCUACAGAAAGAGCGCGUAGAAGUCGGUGAUGUUAUCUAUAUUGAGUCCAAUAGUGGUUCAGUUAAAAGACAAGGACGUUGUGACGCCUAUGCAACUGAGUAUGACUUGGAGGCCGAAGAGUAUGUGCCGCUUCCCAAAGGAGAUGUUCAUAAAAAGAAAGAAGUGGUUCAAGACGUAACUCUUCACGACUUGGAUUCAGCCAACGCUCGACCACAAGGAGGACAAGAUAUCCUGUCGAUGAUGGGACAGCUGCUGAAGCCGCGAAAGACAGAGAUCACCGAUAAGUUAAGAAAAGAGAUCAACAAAGUGGUUAACAAAUAUAUAGAUCAGGGAAUUGCCGAACUGGUAACCGGAGUGUUGUUCAUCGAUGAGGUCCAUAUGUUAGACAUCGAAUGCUUCACUUACUUACACCGGGCACUCGAGUCAGAUAUCGCACCGAUAGUCAUAUUUGCCUCAAAUCGCGGCCGAUGUAUAGUCCGCGGUACCGAAGAUGUAUAUUCACCGCAUGGUAUACCACUUGAUCUAUUAGACAGACUUAUGAUCGUAAAGACAGUUCCUUAUACUCAACAAGAGAUGCUUCAGAUUUUGCGGAUCAGAGCCCAAACUGAAGGCAUUCACAUCGAUGACGAUGCGCUCAUCUAUCUGUCUGAGAUCGGCACCAACUCGACGCUCAGGUAUGCGAUACAGUUGAUGAAUCCGGCCAUGCAGUUGGCCCGUGUCAAUCAGGUGCCCAGUAUUGACCUCAAAAUUAUCAAAGAAGUUAAUGAACUAUUUUUCGAUGCAAAACAAUCGGCAAAAGUAUUGGCCGAAAAUAAUGCCAAAUAUAUUAAGUGAAUAAUAUAAAUAAUCACUUAAUCACUUCCAAUA